Knipowitschia caucasica is the source of this 306-nucleotide messenger RNA. NCBI's taxonomy places the organism in Eukaryota, Metazoa, Chordata, Actinopteri, Gobiiformes, Gobiidae. The record is from the annotation of a GenBank genome assembly.
AUGAGUCUGAAGCCCAGGCCAGAAUCUCAAAGUCCCGGCCUGGCUCGGUACAAUUUGGCUGCUGCUGUCUACGUGCAGCGGCUGCCCGUCGUGUCCGCAGACUGUUCUCCCAGAGCAGCGCUUCAGAGACAUGAUGGCCCAGAUGCAGAGCGGCUGAAGAGGAAGCAGGCGGACGACUAUGACUCUGAUGAAGAGGACGUCCAGAUGGAUCAGGUACUGGCCCAGGACCUGGAAGACCCCUGGGAGCAGAAGUUCAGGAACAUGCAGUUUACUCCGAGAGUUAGAGGUCAGUGGAAAAGGAUUUAA